AUGGGCGUCACCACCUCGCCGGAGUACUGGCGAUCUUUGGUCCGUCUGAUGGGACCAGAAGCAGUCAAUGCAGCGAUGCCGACCACGCUUUGCCAGGUCGGCAUAUGCUCAUACUUACAGUGGGAGUCCCGAGUCGGCGGCGAUGCUGGAAUUUUGUACUGCCAGGUACCCUGGUUCGUCUAUCGUUCAGGGAUGACGAUGAUGAUCAGUCUGUUGAAGAUAGGGCACAGCGAAUGUAACGAUCUCGUCGGUGUGAAGGUAGUUUCCGUUGAGCAUCAAAAGGGUCGGUGGAUGCAACUGACAUUUUGGCUGGAGACUGUCAAGAUGCUAUAUCCGAAAUUCCGAGGACCAGUGUUUCCUUUUCUGUUCGCUCGGCCGAGAGUCCGCAAAGUUGGCGGGAUACUAUAUAUAGUCAUCCCGCCCGACGGCAUGCGGCAUACAUAUGGACCCCGUUUAUUAGAAACAAUUCCCUGCGACGAUUACCCAGCGUCUAAUUGCCCCCGAAUACUUGCGUCGGACGCGGACGCGGAUGCGGACGCACGGUAUCUCGGGAACAAAUCCGGAUAA
This is a messenger RNA of Guyanagaster necrorhizus, 567 nucleotides long. RefSeq lists its product as uncharacterized. The coding region runs from base 1 to 567 and encodes 188 amino acids. The record is from RefSeq and is a predicted model, not a curated record. Lineage: Eukaryota; Fungi; Basidiomycota; Agaricomycetes; Agaricales; Physalacriaceae. The transcript has a single exon.